UUUGAACCUUUUAUUCCUAAUUGAGGCAAGCUGUUUAUUAAGUUAUAAGAAGGAAAAUGCGCCAUGUUUUAUUUCUCUUAAGACCCUCGCCUGUAGGUUCACCAACCUGCAGGCAGUCUGCGAGUUUACACCACCUGAAAAUUACUUAAGUAUCGCGGCAACUUUAGUUACACCAUACCUGAGCACACAAGUGUAACAUUAUCAGCUGGAGGCAACACCAAGAAAGCCUGCAGACGGUAUACAAUGGCAGGUUUCUGCUUGUCUUUCCUCCUGACAUGGGAACAGAGAUAGACCACUCAUUCAGCUGGAACAACACAACACUGAUGAUAGCGUACUCCUCAAGAUAGGAAACUCCCAGAUGGCUCUCAUACAAAUGCAGAGCCAUACUGCUAAAGUGGAAAGGAUCAAUAAGGAAACUGGAGAGCUGAGUGCUUCGGGGGAGUUAACAGUCUCUGUGGAGUUGAAGGUGGACAAAGUGGAGGGCUCUUGUAUGCACCCUCAAAUCCCACAAGAGCUCAAAGAUCAACUACAGGAGCUGGGAGUUCACACAUGCUCGAGCCCUGGCGACAGUAGUGACCAUGUUCCUUUAGAGCAGAAAGAGGAGCAUCUAGUCAAAGUCCUGCCUCUCUACAUUCAGGCCUGUGAGGAUGAUUGCAGACUAGAAGGUCUGAACAUAAAGGGGCUUGCAGCUCUCACUGCUGACAUUGUCAUCCAUAACAUCCACAACAGACUGGCAGAAAGGCCUGCAGAGGGGGCUCGCAAUGAGGUGGUGCAGUUUUUCCAAAGGCCGGAUACGAAGGAAACUAACUGUGAGACGACAGACAAUAAAGGAUGGCUGCUGUUAAAGUCUCUGCUGCUGUUGACAGCUGACAGUUCAGAUAUACUGUCAAGUAUAAACCCAGGGCUCCCUGCUGCUUUGGUGAAAUGUCUGUACCUGCUAGUGUGCCUUCCAGCCAAAAAGGAGAACAUGGCUGUAGAAGAGACUUUUCAGGAGCCACUAACACAAGUUCUCAUUCAGCUCUGUAGGCAGCCAGUCAAUGUGGAGAGACUAGUGGAAACUCAGGAAUUGCAGUGUCUUAUCAUUGGCCUCACAUCACUAUGGGACCAGACCAGCACCGCCUGGAGGCAUCAGGCCUCCCGUGUCCUCAAGACAGUCUCUGCUGUAGCAACAAGCAAUGUUGUCCCGAGUUUGCAAGGCAAGAACUGUGUGCGUAUCUGCACCCAGAACCUGUUGCACAUCAGGGCUGAUGUCUCAGGACCACUGCUGGCUGAGGUGGCUGUGGCUGUGUUUAGCUUUAUUAGAGACACCUAUGCCCUCAAUCCAGCACUUUUUGUGGAAUUUGACACCAACAAUGGCUACACAGCCCUUGAGAACAUCCUGAAACGCUGCGAGGAAGGUUUUUCUGUGGAUCAGUUACAGCCUGUGGAGGAGUUGCUGGCUCUCAUUGCGUCUUUCACCCUGCUUGGAAAAACAGAGCUAAAAGUGGCUCUUUGUGUCACUAACCCACAGCCUCCAGGCUUUAAGUUUGACCCGCCACUCACCAAAGGUUCAGCAGUAAAGAACCUGCCAGCCUUCCACCUGCUGCAGGCCUCCUUGCUGCGUUCCCAAGACUCUCUGCUGUGCUGCCAGCUUCUUCGAACCUUGCAGUCAAUAUGGGAAAAGGACCCAGCAAAUUUCUUCCUCUUGGAGUGGACUGUCCAGUCGAUGGCCCAGCUGGCUGCCUGUGUGUACCAUAAACCAGCACCUGUCCUAAAACUAUUCUUUUCACUGCUGGAGAUGGUGGUAUUUAAGAUGAACUACAUCCCCCACGAGACCCUGCGGGCACUGUUGGGUGUGCUGAAGCAGAGCUGGGCUGGGACACUGGCUGGAGGAGUUGUGGGAAUAGAGUUUGGAGUGGUGGCUCUCAAGAGUUUUCACAGGAUGACGGUGCACAAUGGUAUGCUGGCUGAAGUCCUGACUGACUGGGGUCUGCUGGAGCUGCUGCUUGGGGAACUUCGUAGAAGAGCUAAGAUCCUCAGAAAGGCUGGAGUUGUCUCUUCCCCUCAAAAAGAUCCCCAGCAACUGCCAUGUAUGGAGGACAGUGAGAGACUGCUCACCACCUAUAUGCUUCAAGUUGUGUCAAUCCUUACUCUGCGUUCAAUCAAAAACACAGUUUCAGUGCGAGACCUUGGUAUGGUUCCCUACAUAAAGAUCUUCUUGGAUCAGGAUCAGUAUCGAGGUCCCACUCUGAACAUUUUGGAGCAGCUAGCUGAGAUUAACCCUGAGGAGUUCAUGAGCACGGCCAUUGGAGCCCUCUGCUCCUCUACACAGCAGGAACUUGGAUUGAAGCGGGACCUUUUGCAGUCGGUGCUGAAGGUGCUCGAGAGCCCUAGCAGCUGGGACGCCUUCAGGAGAGCUGGAGGCUUCAAUGGACUGCUGUCUCUCGUGAUCGACAUGGAAGGAGCGCUGUCUGACCCUCCCCAGGGAGAGGUGUGGAAGUCACUGGGGCAUCAACCACUGCUGGACCUCCUCCUCCUCACUCUUCACAUUCUGGCCUUGGCUGUGCAUCUUCACACAGUAAAUGCACACCAUUUUGAGACUGGUGGCUUUUAUGAAAAGCUGGCAGAGGCUCUACUCCACCUUGGCUGCUUCCACACCGAACGCAAGAAAAACAAGUUUGAUGGAGAAGAGGGCUUCUGUGCCAAGACUUCAGAGGACAACCAGUCUCCUGGAAUGAGCUUCCACCAGUUUGUUGAGUUAGCAGAGGCCUCUGAAGCUCCUUCCUCUCCCUCUACCAACCCCGCGCAACCCAAUCUGCCUGUUACACUUCGAACAUGUAUAAGGCUGCUCUCCUAUCUUGACCAAUUUGCCACUGGGACCUACUCUCCUCUGGAGUUAAACCUAGGACAAGAGUCUAAGGAUACAUGUGAGGGAGAUAAAGAGAAACUAAAUGAACAAGCAGUGUAUUCAGGUUCCCCCCCUGUCCAUUUGGGAACAGACCCACAGUCUAUGGAGGACACACUGGGAAGAUCCAGAAAUGCUGCACUCAGUAUUUCCACAGUCUGCACUGAGUCUCAGUUCAGGUUCACCUGCGAUCAUGUUAUUCUUCAUCCAGGAGCAAUCCGAGUUGUUAUGACUCUCCUUCCAUCAGUGUUUACCCCUGAAGACCCACAGCUCUCUAGAGAGGUCCAGUUCUCACUAGCUCACCACAUCCAGGCCAUGGUGAAAUCUGAGCGAAACCGCCAAGUAAUGUGUGAGGGGGGGCUUGUUUCCACGCUCCUGACCCACUGUCAGCACAUGCUUCUGGUUUCAAACCACCCGUUACAUCUACCUGUUACACGGAUAUUGGAGAAGCUCUCCUCCCAGGCCAUCACACAUACAGACUUAAGAAAGUUCCUGUGUUUAGGGGACCCUCUGUGUGUGGCAAACAAAACGGCCAUGCAAUCACAACUAGACAACCCGCUGGUUAAAGAUGUUUCAAAUGAUCACAGUACAGAGGCAGCUACCUCUUCUGGAACUGCAGUAAAGACAUUGAAGCGGACCUUCAGCUUGAUACGCUCCACAACUCGCAGUCAAUCCUCUGUUGGUUCUGCAAUCCCUGUCCACCAGAUUAUCAGUCUGGUGUCCAUGACAUCACCGCGCACCUUUAGACCACACAGAGUCUCAUCCUCACCUGCCUUUGUCGAGUUUGAUAUGAGCGAGAGUGGAUAUGGCUGCCUUUUCCUGCCUUCUCUGGCCACAGUGAAAGGAGUGACUGCGGAUUCAAUCUCAACAGGUGGAAUUGGAGGAGACUGCCGGGGUUUCCCCCCUACAGCUGGUCUCUCAUUUUCCUGCUGGUUCCAGAUCAACAAGUUUAGUUCGGCCUGUGAUUCCCACCCAAUCCGACUACUGUCAGUGGUUCGCCACAUGUCCCGGACUGAACAACAGUACAUCUGUCUGUCUGUCUCCUUCUCAGCCUAUGACGGCUGUUUAGUCAUCUCCACAGAGGAGGAAGCAUUCACAUACCUAGAUAUGAUGGAGCCAGAAGUUUGCACUCCCACUUCUUUGCCUACAUCAUUGAGGUUUCGCUGCUCCAGCAUGCUGGUCCCAGGUCAGUGGCACCAUCUGGCUGUGGUCAUGGCCAAAGAUGUGAAGAAGAGUUGUCUGGCUUCAGCAUACUUCAAUGGCAAGGCAGUGGGGACAGGAAAGAUGAGGUAUAUUCAGCCAUUCCCUGGUCAGUACGUCUCCAUGGACCCCACAGCUGUGAUUGAUGUGUAUGGACUGAUAGGAACACCACCUCUCUGGAAGGAGCACGCUGCUCUCGUGUGGCGAAUGGGUCCCGCCUACAUGUUUGAAGAUGCUUUAAGCCCUGAGGCUGUAGGUGUCAUAUACACACAGGGCACCGCCUAUGUGGGUAACUUCCUGGCUUUGCGCAACAUAGAUCCAGACGCUGAAUCUCUCCCUCUCAGGCUGGUUCCUGAGGAGAGAAUCUCAUUUGGUAUCAAUCCAGCGAUUUCUACAUUAACAACUGUUGCACAGAUCAGAGAGGAUUACAAUGAGGUGGACUGCAGGCUGAUUGCUAAAGAGAUGGGGAUAACAUCUCGAGAUCAAUCCACCCCUGUGCUCCUCGUUCGAAACAUCAGUCAGCACCUGAGUGGUACAGCUCGCACCAUAGGAGCAGCCCUAGUUGGACAUUUUGGUGUGCGUACUUUCACCCCCAGGGGUGCAUCCAAUGGUUUCCUGUAUGUCGGCGGGCCUGCAGUUGUUCUCAGUCUAGUUGCAAUGGCACCAGAUGAUAGCUCUCUGUACGCAGCUGUUAAAGUUCUUGCUUCUGUGCUUGAGACCAACCCUGCCAUGCAACAGGAAAUGGACCGCAUCAAUGGAUACAAGCUACUGGCUUUCCUGUUGAAAAUGAAGAGCAAUCUGCUCAGCCACAGGACCUUUCAGUUGGUUUUGUAUCUCUCAAGUUCAGUGGAUCUGAGCUCUGGGUCUGGUUACCUACACAACACACCUGCUUUCCAGGCCCUGCUGUGUGACCUGGAGGUGUGGCAGAAAACGUCAGAUAAUCUGGACAUUUCAGUUCUAAACCACUUUGCUGAAAUCCUGAAGUCCUCAAGCAGUGACAGCACAAAUGUAGCAGUCAUGCACAGUAUGGGCCUGCUACCAAAGCUGCUAUUCAAGCUAUCUGAUCCUACCACAACUGUUCAGAAAGUUAAGAUCAUUUCUGGUUUCAUCACAUCCCUGCUAAAAGCUGACUUUAGUCCUCUGGACAUCAGCAGACUUGGUCUCUUCCUGGUCUACACACUUCCUACUCUUAGUAACACAAAUGAAGGAAACAAGAUAUCCGACAGUGAUCUUUCACAGGAUACACCAGGUCAGAGUUCUGAUCCCGCCAGCCUCAUCUGGAUCCGCAACCAGAUGUUGUUCGCUCUUUGCGAAAUCCUCAACUCAGCCAGGCUUCUAAUAAAAGAUCAGCAGAAGGCCUUCUUCGGUGCCCUGGGCAGUGAUUGGUUCCUGCUCUUCCUUCAGCCCCACCUUCACCCCUCCACCUUGAAACUGGGUCUUGUCUUACUCACACACUUUCUGUCGAGUCCCAGCCAGCAGACCAGCUUCAGAGAGGGGGUACUCCCAGGAACAUUCAUAGACAGCAUUGAGGAACCUUCUGCUGUCAUGGACAACCUUGGAGCCCAUUCUCGGUCUUAUGAGUGCUCCAGCACCACGUGUCCAGGCUUUGAUGUUCUACAGGGGCUGCUGAUCAGACACUCUGGCAUGCCUCAGGUUUAUACAGCCCUGGCUGCUCUGCUGUUGGGGAAGAAGGCCAGUCACACUGCAGAGGGAGAGGUGCAUUUGGAUAAUGUCCUACAGUCAUUGAUUGACAGCCAAGCAGACUCUCCUGCUCAGCACCUCUGUGUUGAAGCUGCAACAAUACUGCUGGAAUUAGUCAAAGUCAUCGUCACUCAGCCUGUUCCUCUAACAAAGCACAACUCAGGCACUGAUGCAUCAUGGGAGUAUCAGCUCCCAGCAAGUGUGAUGCAGUUUUUCUGUCUGCUCCAUAACCUCCGGCCAAGGGACCCACUGUGGUCAUCACCAGAGUUCCUCCAUGCACUCGCUGGAGUUGUGUACCCAGUGGACAGUUCAGAGACUGUGGUUGAGCCUUGCAUAAUGAGUGAAGCUGAGGACACAUUCAAGUCUCAAUCAAACAGGAAGCCAGUGUGCGAUUUCAUCCGUAUUCUGCUAAUGGACAGUCUUCUUAAUGUGUCUGCCAACACCAGCACACAUCCUCUCAUUCUGUUGCUGGAGUUUUGUCCUGAUGGUGCAUCACUGGGACAGAAGCAGAGUUUCCAGACUGAGCUACUGGAAUUUAUCAUGGACAUCAUCUACAUGCUCAGUCAAGAGGAAGAAAACAGCACUCAUCUCAUCUCACAGGACUCCCAGAGUGAAGGACAGAUGGGGACAUUGAUGGAGAAUGUGGUGCUCUUCAGUAAGACUCUGCUGCAGAAACUUUACAGUGGAACAUUCUUGGCAGACUCCGAGAGUUUGCUGAACUUCCUCACAGACCAGAUUGUAGUGGCUCUGGAGAAAGGCCAAACUCAGAAGGAGAAGAUGGUGUCUGCCCUCUACUCGUGCACCAAUAAAGUCCUGCUUUAUUUCUUGUCUCAACCGCGUCAGACCCAAGAAGAAAAGGAAGUGGUCAUCAGGGCAUUACAGACCUUUAUGGAACGCUGGGAUGUUGUCAUGGCAACUUACAAUUCAAAUGCGAACUUCAUUACAUGCCUCCUUCGUUGCCUGUUACUGAUACGAUCUUGCAGCUACCCUGAAGGUUUUGGAUGUGUGGCACAAAAAGUGCACCACAGGAAAACUUUGUCAGUCCUGUUUGCUACCAAAUCCAGACCCCUCAGCAACAGAGCAGACAUUACCACAGAUGAGAGAGAACUAGUGUCCUUAGCAGAGGCGUGCUGGUCAAAGGUCAUGACGGAGAGGCAACACAUGCUUGAAGAAACCUUUAAGAUCGAGAUCUCAGCAAGCCACACAGCAGAGACUGGGCCUGUCAGGAUGACGGACAUCAGCCCUCUGUGGGAGGAGAUGGCACACAAAUCUUGGCUGCUAUUUACAGAAUCUCAGAAGAAGAAGGUAGCGAGCGGCUCUCAGAAUACAUUUGAAAUAAUCAGCAGCGCUGUUCGCUCAGCUCUGGGCAGACAAGGCAAAGAGUCAGUAACAGUACAGGAGUUUCUGUCCUACAUGGAGUCACAUCGACUGAGAGGCCACAGCAUGUUUGAGAAUAUGAGGACAAACCACUUACAGCUACAAGCCAGUAUGUGGGAGGGAGUGAGCUCCAAGUGGCUGCAUGUGGAGGCUGAGCUACUGAGAGAGAGAGCUGUGUUCGGCCCUGGCCCAGGAGUGCUGCUGAGCCGAGACUGGGUGCAAGAUGCUGCUGAAGGACCCAACCGGACCAGGCCACGCAUCCGCAGAAAGGCUCUGAGACGGGUACAAGGAACGCUGUGUCUGGGUUUAAGAACUGGCAUGUCAGAUGAGAACAAAAAUAAAAUAGAAGGUGACACAGAGCCCAAGAUCUUGUGUGAAGUUGGAGCAGAGGCUAAAGAGGAUGAAGAGGAGGGGGGACAGGAUUGUGACCGUCUGACCUUCUUCCCUGUUUUGAAAGAGACAACUGCAAUCACAGAGGAUGCACUCGACCCCUUAACACCCGAACCCUGCUCCCACACACAAGAUUGCCCCGACAUACGCAUAAUCCUGCAGGAGCUGCACCCUGGAGCUGAGGUAAAGGCUAAGAUGUGUGUAGUGAUGGUGAGCGGCCUCAGUGUGACCGAGGGGGUGCUGCUGUUUGAGAAGGAGAGCUUGCUCUUGUGUGAGGGAUUCACUCUCAGUUCAGCUGGAGAUGUCUGUUGCAGGAAACACCACCCCAGCAGUGUGAGAGAUUCCUCUAUUUCCACCACGCUGAGUAAAGAGCUGCCAAAAGCCAGGUGCAGACGCUGGCCGUAUGAGGAUAUCAAGGAGGCCCGCUUCAUGCGUUUCCUUUUAGAGGACAAUGCUAUUGAGGUCUUCAUGAAAAAUGGACUUUCAGCCUUCCUGGUGUUCCUGAAUAGAGACCAUGUCUCUGCAUAUAAAAGGAUGUGCUCAAUAGUGCCAGCAUUAAAAGGCAGAGGGGUUGCUGAGGUCAUUGCUAGUGCCAAGAAGACUCCUGUGGUUGAAAAGGCAGCCCUUGUAAAAUGGCAGAAAGGGGAAAUAAGUAACUUUGAGUACUUGAUGCAUCUGAACACAAUCGCUGGGAGGACAUACAAUGACCUGAUGCAGUAUCCAGUCUUUCCCUGGGUUCUAGCUGAUUACCAGUCAGAGACCCUCAAUCUGUCAAAUCCUGCAACUUUCCGUGACCUGUCUAAGCCAAUGGGAGCGCAGACAGAGAAAAGGAGACAGAUGUUUUUGCAGAGAUAUGAAGACGUCGUGAAUGAUGAGGAGGAAGGAGAUAUGUCUGCACGAUGCCACUACUGUACCCACUACUCCUCAGCCAUCAUUGUAGCGUCCUUCCUUGUCAGGAUGGAGCCAUUUUCACACACCUUCCAGACACUGCAGGGAGGGUUUGAUAUCCCAGAGCGGAUGUUUUUCAGUGUAAAGAAGGAGUGGGAGUCAGCUUCCAGAGACAACAUGGGGGACGUAAGAGAGCUGAUCCCAGAAUUCUUCUACCUGCCGGACUUCCUGCUCAACUCCAACCACAUCGAGCUGGGCUGUAUGGAGGAUGGUACAACUCUGGGAGAUGUGGAGCUGCCUCCAUGGGCAAAAGGUGACACCCAGGAGUUCAUUAGAGUCCAUCGAGAGGCCUUGGAAAGUGACUACGUGAGUUCCCACCUCCACCUGUGGAUUGACCUGAUUUUCGGGUACCGGCAACAAGGCCCUGCUGCUAUAGAAAGUGUGAACACCUUCCAUCCUUACUUCUAUGCUCAGAAAGGCCGGCAGAAUGCUAAGGACCCUAUUGUUAAAAGCACAGUUUUGGGAUACAUCAGCAACUUUGGCCAGGUUCCCAAGCAGCUCUUCACCAAGCCGCAUCCACCUCGCACUGGCUCUAAGAAAGAAGGAUCAUCCCCAACCCAUCCAACUCCGUUUUUCUUCAAACUGGAUAAACUGAAGGCCUCUGCGCAGCCAUUCAGAGAGCUGCCGAGAGGCCCAGUUGGUCAGAUACUGUGUCUGGAAAAAGAGGUUAUGGUCCUGGAGAGAAACCGUCUCCUACUGUCACCUCUGCUGGGCUGUUACUUCAGCUGGGGCUUCCCUGACAACAGCUGUGCUUUUGGAAACAUUGCCACAGAAAAGACCUUUGCUGCGUGUGAGAGUUUGUGUGACUGGGGAGAGACGUUAUGCGCCGCCUGUCCCAACCCAACGACCAUCGUCACUGCAGGAACCAGCACUGUGGUUUGUGUGUGGGAUGUAGCAGUCAACAAGGACAAAGUCACUCACAUGAAACUCAGACAGCCGUUAUACGGUCACACAGACUCUGUGACAUGCUUGGCCGUGUCUGAGGUCCACAGCAUGAUUGUAAGUGGCUCCCGUGACCUCACCUGUAUCCUGUGGGAUAUGGAGGAGCUAAGCUACAUCACUCAGUUAGCAGGACACACAACCAGCAUUUCUGCACUGGCCAUCAAUGAACUCACUGGUGAGAUUGCGUCAUGUGCGGGACCUCGGCUCUACCUGUGGACCAUGAAAGGUCAGCUGCUGACCUGCACUGACACUUCCUGUGGGCCUCGGCCAGACGUCCUGUGUGUCAGCUUCACGCAGCUACAUGAGUGGGAUGCCAAGAACGUUAUCAUCACUGGCUGUGCGGAUGGCAUCAUACGGAUAUGGAAGACAGAGUACACCAGAACACAAUUACCUGGCCCUCCAGAAGAGCCUGUGUCCCCAGGGCAAGACCGAACAGAGAGAGACGUGAGCAACUCAUGCCAGGUUAAAGGCUGGGAGAGACAUCUGGUGUUGUGUCAAGAGCUGAACAGAAGUCAGACUGUGUCGCAACGCCGCUUCAAGAAUAAUCCGGCCAUCACAGCGCUGGCCUUGUCCAGGAGUCAUGCUACUCUGUUGGCGGGCGAUGCCUGGGGCAGAGUUUUCACCUGGACCUGUGAGUGAGAGGUGGCAGGUUUUGAGUACAAUCAUGCCUCCGGCCACCAUUUCUACACACCCUUUAUCCUCUCAGAGAGACUCUGACACUGGAAAUCUAUCAGAAGAGUCCCCAGGGACAAGACCGAGCUGAGCACUGAGAAAUGCUGUAUUUCAGUUCAGGUCUGUGUGUGUGCAUUCAGGGAGAUCAUUGAAGCAAUAUUUGGUAUAUUCAGGUCUCAGACAAUAUAGAAUAUUUCAUCUCUUACAUGAUAUUUAUUUCUGUAUGUUUCUCUGUAAAUACUGAAUUUCAACAAAUAUGAAUAAAACUGUUGACGUUUGCUUAA
This is a messenger RNA of Larimichthys crocea (large yellow croaker), 10398 nucleotides long. It is a transcript of the gene wdfy4, whose product is annotated as WDFY family member 4. NCBI's taxonomy places the organism in Eukaryota, Metazoa, Chordata, Actinopteri, Sciaenidae. Bases 359 to 10081 code for a protein of 3240 amino acids. Gene Ontology annotation, molecular function: protein binding. The transcript is spliced from 65 exons. Gene Ontology annotation, biological process: antigen processing and presentation. The record is from RefSeq and is a predicted model, not a curated record.